AUGCUUUCAUCCAUGUUGCUCCUAGCCGCAACUGCAGUUGCCAUCCUUGUCUUUCGUGCUCUGAUGCAAGCAUACACGUCGACAAAGCGAAACAUCCCCGGCCCCUUCUUGGCCAAGUUCUCUCGCUUAUGGUACCUAAGUCGUAUAUGGACGCGACAGUGCCAUCUGGAAAUGAUUAACCUCCACAAGCAAUAUGGCCCUCUAGUGCAGGUCGCACCAAAUGAAUACAGUGUCAGUGACCCCGAAGCUAUUAAACCGAUCUAUGGCCACGGAACGCGAUUUACAAAGUCUUUAUGGUACUCUGCGUUCGGAGUACCAGGUCACGCCAACCUUUUCGCAGAUCACAUCCCACAGAGACACGCACAGCGCCGACGCCAACUUGCUUCCAUGUACUCCAUGUCUAAUCUGAUCCAUUAUGAGCCCGCCGCGAUGGAGUGUGCAGCAUUACUCAAGGAGCGCUUCCAUGAGAUUGCGCAGAAGCGGACCGCCAUAGACCUUCAUCACUGGGUUCAGUGUUUCGCCUUUGAUGUCAUCACUUCCAUCACUUGCGGUAAACGUAUCGGCUUUUUGAACAACGGUGUCGACGAGAUUGGCGCCUUCGCGACGUUGCAUGGCGCCCAAGCAUACAGCAGCCUGGCCGGGGUGUACUAUGAGCUUCAUCCUCUUAUGUUCAGCAUCCAACAGUUCUUUUCAAAUUUUGGACUUGGUGGCAACGGGCUCCAAGCCAUGAUCGACUUUUCGGAAGUGCAGGUCAAGAAGCGGCAAGUGUUGUUGAAAGAUAUUGACCGAAAGCUAGCACCGAGUGACGAUUUUCUCGCUAAGAUCCUGGCGAGGCACGAAGAAUCCCCAGAGUCUUUCAGCAUGGCCGAGGUAUUAGAUUCCUGCGCAAUGAACCUCAUCGCCGGCAGUGACACCACUGCUAUAAGCCUCACUGCCAUUGUGUGGUUCCUUAUGAAGAACCCUCAGGCCUUAUGCCAGUUACGGGAAGAGAUAGAUGCCAAGAUGGGGGAACAGGAAGACCCUAGACCCUUGCCGUUCAAAGAGACACAGGCGAUGCCAUACCUUCAAGCCGUGAUCAAGGAGGCAAUCAGACUGCACUCGCCAGCCGGGAUAUCCAUGGCUCGCAUUGUCCCUGAAGGUGGCGCAACGAUCGCAGGACACUAUCUCCCUGAAGGGACCGCAGUGGGCGUGAACCCCUGUGUGACACACAUCGACCCCAACGUCUACGGGCCUGACGCACAAGUCUUCAGGCCGGAGCGCUGGAUCGACAGCGAUCCUGAGCAGCUCAAGCGAAUGGAGCGGUCCUGGAUGCCUUUUGGCCACGGCUCGCGCACCUGUAUCGGGAAGAAUAUCAGUAUUCUUGAGAUAUCAGUUUUGGUUCCUCAGUUGGUGUGCCACUUUGACUUUAAACUGGUACAUCCUGAGCAGGAAUUGGUAUGCGAUAAUGUCUUUCUAGUUAAACAGAAGAAUAUCUUUUGUUACGUCAAUGAUAGAGUUGAGUUAUAA
Molecule: messenger RNA, 1506 nt
Organism: Fusarium oxysporum Fo47
Lineage: Eukaryota; Fungi; Ascomycota; Sordariomycetes; Hypocreales; Nectriaceae
Product: cytochrome P450 oxidoreductase
Exons: 6
Coding region: 1-1506 (501 amino acids)
Molecular function (GO): iron ion binding; heme binding; monooxygenase activity
Source: RefSeq, a predicted model, not a curated record